Molecule: messenger RNA, 3898 nt
Organism: Oxyura jamaicensis (ruddy duck)
Lineage: Eukaryota; Metazoa; Chordata; Aves; Anseriformes; Anatidae
Gene: TCF7
Product: transcription factor 7
Exons: 12
Coding region: 300-1787 (495 amino acids)
Biological process (GO): canonical Wnt signaling pathway; regulation of transcription by RNA polymerase II
Cellular component (GO): beta-catenin-TCF complex
Molecular function (GO): DNA-binding transcription factor activity, RNA polymerase II-specific; RNA polymerase II cis-regulatory region sequence-specific DNA binding
Source: RefSeq, a predicted model, not a curated record
AAAAUUUUUUUUUUUUUUUUUUAGAAGGGAUUCGAAGGGGAUUUGGAAAAGGAAGCAAAAAAAGAAAAAUCGAAGGGAAAAGUUUAGAAGUUGAGGAAAAAUUUAGAAAAAAGAAAAACUUUAAAAAGAGAUUUUUUAAGAGGGGAGCGAGUUCUUCUUCAAGAGGAAAAUAAGAAGAAGAACUGAGGGAGAGGAAAACUAACAAAAAGAAAAAAAAAAAAAGCCGAGGAGGGCUCGGUCCGGGCGGCGCAGAUCAGCCCUCGCCGGGACGGUCGGGGCUCGGCUCGGGAGGGAGGAAAAUGCCGCAGCUGGGCAGCGGCGGCGGGGACGACCUGGGGGCCACCGACGAGAUGCUGGCCUUCAAGGACGAGGGCGAGCAGGAGGAGAAGAUCCCCGAGAACGCCUUCACCGAGCGCGACCUGGCCGACCUCAAGUCCUCGCUGGUGAACGAGUCCGAGGGCAGCGGCAGCCCGGCCGCCGCCGCAGACCCCGAGGCCAUCAGGCGUGUGCAGGAUCCGCAGAGGGUUUAUCAGGAGAAGCUCCCGGACCACAUGGAAGAUGGUAUGAAGCACCAGGACCCAGGGAUGUAUAAAGGAUCCGCGUAUUCUGGCUACCCAUUCCUAAUGCUCUCAGACCCUUAUCUGCCAAAUGGAUCUAUGUCACCGCUGUCCAACAAAGUUCCCGUCGUGCAGCCGUCCCACGGAGUCCACCCGCUCACCCCGCUCAUCCCUUACAGCAACGACCACUUCAGCCACGGCUCCCACUCACCCCACUUGCCCGCCGACAUCAACCAGAAGCAAGGAGUGCACCGGCCCUCCCAGACCUCAGACAUCCCCGGCUUCUACCCGCUCCCCCCGGCUGGAGUCGGCCAGAUCACGCCCUCGAUGGGAUGGCAGAGCCAGUCUGUCUAUCCGCUCCCGUCAUGUGGAUUUAGACAGCCGUAUUCGUCAGCACUUUCCGCUGGGGCUUCUUUCUCCAGGUUCACUCACCCGCUGAUGCUGGGCUCCGGCAUGCACACCACCGGCAUCCCGCACCCCGCCAUCGUGCCCCACUCUGGCAAGCAAGAGAUGGAGCACUACGACCGAAACAUGAAACCUCAGCCAGAACCAAAGAGAGAGAAGGAAGCCAAGAAGCCCACUAUCAAGAAGCCCCUGAACGCUUUCAUGUUGUAUAUGAAAGAGAUGCGGGCGAAAGUCAUCGCUGAGUGUACCCUGAAGGAGAGCGCAGCUAUCAACCAGAUCUUGGGCAGGAGGUGGCACGCGCUGUCCCGGGAGGAGCAGGCCAAGUACUACGAGCUGGCACGCAAGGAACGGCAGCUCCACAUGCAGCUCUACCCCGGCUGGUCCGCACGGGACAACUACGGGAAAAAGAAGAGACGGACACGGGAAAAGCAACAAGAUUCCAAUUCAGAUCCUGCCUCUCCUAAGAAAUGCAGAGCUCGCUUUGGCCUCAACCAACAAACGGACUGGUGCGGCCCGUGCAGGAGGAAAAAGAAGUGCAUUCGGUACUUACAAGGAGAAGGACGCUGUGCCAGCCCAGUUUCUUCCGAUGGAAGUGCUAUAGACUCCCCUCCCUCUCCCCUGGAUGCACUCCAACGCGUACCCUCUGCUUUCCCUUCAGACCAGCCCGCAGCCCCCGCUGCCUCCGCGCACCGAGAGCCUCCCGACCCCUUCCCCGUCUCGGCCCACGCCGGCCCGGCCGCCAGCUCCUCCGGACCGAGCGCCCACCGCUCGCCCCGCACGCCCGCGGAGCCCCCGGCGCACAGCGUGGCCCCCGCGGGGACGUAGCCCCGCGCCCACCCACCCGCCUUGGCCGAGACACCGGGCACUUUGCUCACUGAACAGCACCGGAGGCCCCAACAAAUUCCCUAAGUUCACUGUCAAACUUGCAAAGUUAGGCGACGGAAUGAUUUAAGGAUGCUGGAAAACUCUUUUUUUUCCUUUUUUUGUUGUUUUCUUUUUUUUUUUGGGGGGGGGGGUGGUGGUUAAAGAUAGAAAAGUGACUUUAAAAAAGGUUAAAAAAAAAAAUACUUGCCAAAAUUUCUAAGUGCUGAUGAGUAAACAAGCCUUUUGUCCCUGCCCUGUGCUGCUUUUUUGUUUGUUUGGGGUUUUUCUUUUCUUUUCUUUUUUUUUUUUUUUUUACUGCAUUAUCUCCAAGUAUGGCAGAAAGCAAAGAGGAACCCCCAGCUUGCUGCAGUAGGUGGUAGGUGCGAUAAAUCUAACACUGGCUUCCAUUUCCUGCCUCCUGAGCUGCUUUAAGCUGUAGUCAGUCACAGAUCUCCCGUAGCUGUUGUACCACGGGGCUGGAAAAGCUGGGACAGGAGCAUUUUGCAAAAGCCCUCAUGUCUGAAGACUAAACGUAGCGAUGCUCGCUCCCUGAUCCGACUGACAGAGAAAUGAAAUACUUAAACCAGUGAGGUGUAUUUUUUGAGCUUCGUGUCUGAGGACAGGAAGGUACUGUUUACAGGUGACAGGUCUCUGUGCAGACGUCGAUCCCGCUAGCAGAGGGAAGCGGGGCGCUGACCAGGCACAGCAGGAGCUCGGCCGCUUGCAGUCUGACUGCCGACUGCUGCCCGCGUCGGUGCAGGGCCUCCCUUGCUGUCGUGACUCGGUCACUGCCGAGCUGGACAGCCAGAAUUCUCAUCCAACAGCCCGGGGGCAGUCUCAAAAAGCCUAACUCCGCAACCAGCUGUGCACUGGCACAGAGGAGCACAGCACGUGUGCACGGGGCCUGUGUAAAGCCGUAACGCCCGGCAGCCGUACUCGAGCGCUACGCUCCGUCCCAGAGCGCCUUUCCCUUGGCAAGGAGGGGUGGAGGACAGACCGUGUGCGCUCUGCCCCCUCUUGGCUCUCCCCUUCCCUGGGGCAGGCUGGGAGCAGAGCAGCACUGCCCUGCUCUCCACUUACAAUCCGUACUUACCCUCUGCCAGAUCAAAACCAUUUCUUCAUGAUUUGGUGUAGAACUUUAAAAACAACGACAAAAAAAAACAUUCUAGCUUUUUCUGAGAGAUCUUCCCUCUACCUCCUUAACGAUGCCAAAUGUUAAUGUCUUCUCUCCAGCUUGAAAACAUUUACCAGUUUCUGGUAUUUUAUUUAUAUAUUGAGCUUGACAAACAAAAACACUGGACAGAUUCUGAUCUCCAUAAACUGAUGUAAUCCCAAAUUAAUCAAAGUUAUUUACUUCACGUUUGCAUACUUGUCACAGAGACCAGAAUCUGCCUGAAAUUCUAGACUGCUGAAGAGAAAAAUAACAACAGACGGAGAGGGGGAUCUAUUUUUUUCUACUUUACAGAAUAGGUUUUAGAGUACUGAAUGCAAAUUAUGUAGUAAUAUUAUUGUAGAACUGCAAGAAAUUUAAGAUGACCUCUAUAAUGUAAAAAUAUUUUUAUAUUUUUUUCUUAACACAAAAACAAAAACCCUAAUUUUUUUACAUUGGACUAAACAACUUUUUAAGCAAGAUAAUGCAUCAAAGAUUGAAAACUUAAAAAAAAAAAAUUAGUCUGUAGAGCAUCUUUGGGUUUAUUCCCUUUAUUUAGGUACUUUUGCUUAUAGUAGUGUAGACUUUUUAAUUCCAGUUUUAGUUUAGACCUAAACCUAUUGCUUAAUUCCUCUCCUGUGUAAAUGUAACUUCAGAAGCACUGAAUGAAAGCUACGUGCACAAACCCGAAAGUCGUUUUAACCCUUAGAGAAGUGACGUUACCUGAAGCGCCUGCCAACUGUACUUGGCCGUGUACUUGCGGCACUCAGAGGGUUAAUUACAUAGCACUAGAUCAACACACAAUCUGCUCAGUCUUAAAUUAUUUUAGAAAGCUUAGACAACAGCAUGGUCCAGUGCUGAACAGAGGAACUCAGCAGACAAUUCCCAGACCUGACAUAGAUUCUUCUUAUAUAUAUAUAUA